GGGAAAAGGGGUUGAAAUCAAUCAACUAAUCAACUUGUCAAAUGGCAUGGCAUCCGAAUGGUACGCAAAAAUCAAAGUGGUAAAUCUCCAAGUAGAAAAUCGAGAAAAAACGAUCAAGAUACGUCGCAUAAUGUGAUGUUCACCACAUAUACCCGGGGUUCAGUUCACAAACGAAAUUUGUACAUUGUAUCCUUUCCUAUCAUUUUUUUGUUUACAAUUUUGCGCUCUUUGUUAUAUCAGAUUUUCGUUAUACUUCGGUUUGUUUAUUGUCGCUCCUCGAAUUAUCUUGUCCGUUCACGAAAUGAACAAGCCAACAUGAACGAGGACAAGGAAAACGAAAACAGCAGCUGCAUUUUAGUCGAGGAAAUUACGGAGAUGGUACAAGCUAAAACCAGUGGCCCCGGACCUGGGGAUCCACUUUUGGCCAAACAAAAACACCACCACAGAAGGGCAUUCGAAUACAUCUCGAAAGCUUUGAAAAUUGAUGAAGAAAACGAAGGUCAAAAGGAUUUAGCCAUUGAUUUGUAUCGAAAAGGCAUCACGGAGCUCGAAUUGGGUAUUGCUGUCCAGUGCUGGGGUGGACGAGGUGAAGUAUGGGAAAGGGCACAAAGGCUGCAUGGAAAGAUGAAAACUAAUUUAGCUAUGGCUAAAGAUCGGUUACAGUUUUUAGAAUCCAGUCUACAAGAAUUUAAGGGGCAGUCAGAUCCUGAAACACCACCUAGGCCACCUAAGCUUAGCAAUAUUCCUAAACCACUAGUAAAAGUUCCUAAACCCCCAGCUUCUGGAAGAAAGUUGACAGUUGCAGCAAAACGUCCAACCAAUACCACCCUUUCGAAAAGCCAAACUCUACCUAGAUCCAUGGGUUCACGUUCAGCUCCAGUACAACCUGUUCGGCCAUUCAAUAAAAUCUCUUCUACACCUCCGGCAGUUAAAAAACAACUAAGCAUUCCAGGCAACGUUGGAUCGCCAUCCAGACGUAUUAAUAACAGCAACAACAUUAAUGCGCCUACAGCAAAACCUGGAGCAAUUCGUGCACGUUCUCCUGCCCUCAAAGGUAUAGAUCCAAAACUGGCCAAUUGCAUCCUUGAUGAAAUUGUGGUGGGUGGUGCGCAAGUUCAAUGGCACGAUAUUGUCGGACAAGAAACUGCCAAACAAGCCCUACAAGAGAUGGUUAUUUUGCCAUCUUUACGUCCAGAACUUUUUACUGGCUUAAGAACACCUGCCAGAGGACUUUUGCUAUUCGGGCCGCCGGGAAAUGGCAAAACUUUAUUGGCCAGGGCUGUUGCUACAGAGUGCCAGGCUACAUUUUUCUCUAUAAGUGCUGCCAGCCUUACAUCAAAGUAUGUCGGGGAUGGAGAAAAGUUGGUCCGAGCCUUGUUUGCUAUCGCCAGAGAACUUCAGCCUUCCAUAAUAUUUAUUGACGAAGUAGACUCGCUUUUGUCGGAAAGAUCGAAUAGUGAACACGAAGCCAGUCGCCGAUUGAAAACUGAGUUCCUAGUCGAAUUUGAUGGUUUGCCGAGCAAUCCAGAUGAAAAAGUACUGAUUAUGGCUGCCACUAACCGCCCACAAGAGCUAGAUGAGGCGGCUCUGCGACGAUUUCCGAAAAGGGUGUAUGUUACCUUGCCAAAUUUAGAUACUAGAAUAUGUUUAUUGAAAAAACUACUUGCCAAACAAGGGUGUAGUCUUACACAGUCAGAAUUAAGACGAUUAGCUACUCUGACUGAAGGGUAUUCUGCUAGUGACUUGACUGCUCUUGCUAAAGAUGCUGCUUUAGGCCCAAUUAGAGAACUUGAACCAGAACAAGUCAAACACCUGGAUCCAAGUGCUGUGAGAAGUAUAACAAUGGCGGAUUUCCUAGAUUCUCUAAAACGUAUAAGAAGAAGCGUGUCUCCCCACAGUUUGGUAGCUUAUGAAAAAUGGUCGCUUCAAUAUGGAGACGUCUCGAUAUAAAAAUCAUUCCCUCAUUACUUUUUAGAUGUCAUUUUAAUCUUUAUUUUCGUCUGUGAUACAAUAUGUUCACAUUAGUGGUUAAUUAGUAUUUACUCUAAUGAGAAGAAAAAUAUGUACAGGGUGUUUCCAGUUUGAGCCGCAUAAUUCGGAUCUUGGAAACGGACAAUUAUUAAGUGAUUUAAAAAUAUCAUCUCAAAUAAAACCAGGAUAAAUUUUAAAAAAAUUGAGAGCCUGCCUGUAACUGUUACCAUUUUCGAGAUUACCAUUUGCAAGAUUCCAAUAAUGCGGCUCUACAAUAGAGAUUUGAUCUGAACAAGCUACCCUAUAAGGUUUGCUUCAAAAAAUCGUCCAACGGUUUAAGGAUUUGUAUGGCCGCAUAAACGAACCUUAUUGUAAUAUGCAUAUUUUUCUCAGUUAUUACAGUUUAGUGUAGUGUGUUCCAUGUUAGUAUUUUAUGAGCUAUUGUUUACAAUAAUUUAUAGUAUAAGGGCCCCUAGGACAAUGCAUGUUAUAUUAUUCAGUAUGUUAAGUUGCACCGUUUGGCCAGAUAUUAUUUUAUUUAUUGUCAGUUUUUUAUUCUAGUUGCUAUUGAUACACUAUAGUUGGCUCUUGAAACCUCUUGGACCAAGAAAUUUUGCUGACUGCUUGUUUUUCUAUUCCAGUUUAUAUUAAAGUAUAAGCAAUUUAAUAAAUUUUCCAAAAUGCUGUAA
Ceutorhynchus assimilis (cabbage seed weevil) is the source of this 2660-nucleotide messenger RNA. Lineage: Eukaryota; Metazoa; Arthropoda; Insecta; Coleoptera; Curculionidae. The record is from the annotation of a GenBank genome assembly.